Molecule: messenger RNA, 2123 nt
Organism: Passer montanus (Eurasian tree sparrow)
Lineage: Eukaryota; Metazoa; Chordata; Aves; Passeriformes; Passeridae
Gene: SUCNR1
Product: succinate receptor 1
Exons: 2
Coding region: 107-1129 (340 amino acids)
Biological process (GO): G protein-coupled receptor signaling pathway
Cellular component (GO): plasma membrane
Molecular function (GO): G protein-coupled receptor activity
Source: RefSeq, a predicted model, not a curated record
UCCUCCGACUGGCUUCCCCUGGGUUCCCGGGAAGGGGAAGUGCUGUCCCCAUCUCGGCAGCUCGGGCAAACAGAUCCCGCCUUCGCCCGGGCUCGUUAAUGAUUGAAUGCUGCGCGGCGGCCCCGGGAGCGCAGAGCUGCGCCGGACCCGAGCGAGGCAGCACCCGGCCCUGGCCAUGGCUGUGAAUGAGACCAGUGACUAUCUUCCAACGAACAGAGUACUGGAAAAGUAUUAUCUCUCCACCAUGUACAGCCUUGAGUUCAUUAUAGGUGUCAUUGGGAACACCAUUGUGGUGUUCGGUUACGUUUUCUGCCUGAAAAAAUGGAAAAGCGGCAACAUCUACCUGUUCAAUUUAUCCAUAUCAGAUUUGCUGUUUCUGUGCACUCUGCCAAUACUGGUGAACAGCUACUCCAAAGAUCAGUGGGCAAAGGAGAGCAUCCUGUGCCACAGCAACAGAUUCCUGCUGCAUGCCAACCUGUACAGCAGCAUCCUCUUCCUCACCGUUAUCAGCGUUGACCGGUACAUGCUCAUGAGACACCCCUUCAGGGACCACAUCCUACAGAAGAGGAGAACAGCUGUUAUGGUGUCCGUUGCCAUAUGGAUUGGGGUGAUCCUGGAGCUGCUGCCACUGCUGUAUUUCCUGGAGCCUCUAACAGCUGCCAAUAACUACAAGUGCCUUGAUUACGCGAGCUCCGGAGACCCCGAGGCGAACCUGGUCUACAGCAUGUUCCUGACUGUCUUUGGCUUCCUCAUCCCUCUCCUGACCAUGUGCUGCUUCUACGUGAAGAUGGUUCGCUUCCUCCAAAACAGGAGCGAGCAGAUCCGCUCUGCCCUGACCCUGGAGAAGCCCCUGGCGCUGGUGAUCCUCACCGUGGUGAUCUUCUCCCUGCUCUUCACUCCCUACCACGUCAUGCGCAACGUCCGGAUCGCGUCCCGAAUACCGGCCUUGAACGUCUCCGAGUGCACGCGGGGCAUCAUCAGCACCAUCUACAUCAUCACCAGGCCCUUUGCCUUCCUCAAUAGUGCCAUCAACCCCGUGUUUUAUUUCCUGAUGGGUGACCACUUCAGGGAGAUGCUGAUGGCCAAAACAAGGCAGCUCCUGGGCAGGCUGGCAACCACUGGGAAGUGAAGGAGUAAGCAGACCCCUUGUAGUGGGAGAGGUCUGGGAGGAAACUCUCUCAGGGAGAGCAUUCAGCAAUGUGCCAUUUUUUUAGAUAACUUUAUUUAUGCAAUAGAAUAGGUAUGAGCUGGUUGUGUUCCUCUAAAUGCACCUGUUACCUUACUGUACAGGAGACUUGUGCUGAGCUGCCUCCAGCAGACAAGGAGGGCUGCUCUGCUGGCUCCCAGCAGGACAGCAGUGGGAUACCCUACAGCCCGUUAAUACUGUCAUCAAAAGGCCAUCAAGUGAGCUCUCUGAGGGAAAACACACUGCUCUCAGACAGCUGCUGUGUGAGCGUAACGUGGGCCUGGGCUGGGACAAAACGUGCCUUCAUGCGUCACCAGGACAGCCAGGCACGCUCACACGGGCACCCACACAGCCUCUUAUCAGGCUAUGAGCUACCUGGCUUCAGUAGAACUGUCUGUAAACGCCCGUGGAAUCUAUAGCCUGAAGCAGAAUUUAGACCUCAGAGUUCAAACUUCAUUAGCAGUUCUGCUAAUGAGCCAGGAGCUAAUGAGGAGCCGGUCCCUGCCUGAUCCUGCAGGAUCGAUCAGCAGCACAAGUUACUCUCCAAAGGACUGCCCUGACUUCAAGCAGACAGGGGAAAGAUCGAUGGAGCACCGAGCUCCCGUGGGCUUGGGCAGGCCCAGGGCUGCAGGGUGUGGGCAGCCCCCUCCCCUGGCUGCACCAGGGCCCAGCCCCAGGGACCCCCGGCACAGGGAACGGGUCAGGCCUCACCCAGCUCACCUGGGCUCUGCCCUCGAUGUGUCAGUCACCUGCAAUGUGCUCUGCUGGGCUGGUGGCAGCAGCCCCGGAGAAUAAACUGCUUAAACAACCAGGAGAAGUCUGCUCUGUGUUGUUUGACUUUAUUUGCUGAUCUCUGGGGUGUCCACGAAGCCCCAGCAGCUGCCUUGGUCCGUGCCACAUGGUCCUGUGCCCUGACACAGUGUUCUCAAAGCAGGGU